Chilo suppressalis (striped riceborer) is the source of this 3277-nucleotide messenger RNA. The record is from the annotation of a GenBank genome assembly. NCBI's taxonomy places the organism in Eukaryota, Metazoa, Arthropoda, Insecta, Lepidoptera, Crambidae.
AAAACAGAAAGAGAUAAUUAUAUGGCCGUAAUGUGUCUGGUGCUCUGGCAAUCUAGCGUAUGCGCAGCGGCUAUUAUAGUUGCGCCAGAGACUUGGAACCUAGUGGUAGAGUGUGCAGUGAUCUUUUAAUAUCACCUGAGUAAAUAUUCUUUCAUUCAUACUUUUUAAUCUCAGAUGGCAAUCAAAGGUUUAAUAUUAUUGUCCGUAUUAUGGAGCGCAAAUGCGUACUUUGCCAACAACAAAGUCAUAGGUACUUUGUACAGAUGGAAACAAAUUGAUUUUGAAUAUCCUUCACCACAAGACCGGCAAACUGCUUUAGAUAAUGGAGAAUUCAUUCAACUCAAUGUCAUACCGUUAGGUGUAGAGCGCUGGAAAGACCGUGUUUUUGUAAGCACCCCGAGAUGGAAAAAAGGAGUACCAGCCACCCUGUCGUCUGUACCGGUAGAUGUUCAAGACGAAUCAGCUCCACUCAGGCCAUUUCCAAAUUGGGAGUGGCACAAAGCAGAUAAUUGUACGGGAUUCACUUCAGUGUUCCGCAUGAAUGUCGAUCACUGCGGUGUCAUGUGGGUCCUCGACUCCGGUCAAGUGGAAGCCUUCGAAACACCACAACAGCUUUGCCCUCCUACGCUCUUAGCUAUAGAUCUAGAAACAGAUACUGUUCUCGGUCGCUAUCCCAUACCACAAGAAUAUGUCUUACAAAAUUCACUGAUAACCAACAUUAUAGUCGAUUCCAGGGAUGCCCUUUGUAAAGAUGUCCACGUUUAUAUUGCUGAUGCUUGGCGUUUCGGCUUAAUCGUGUACAGGGCGUCUGAUUCAGCAUUUUGGAGAUUCAAUCACUACUCUUUUUAUCCCGAGCCCUUACUGUCGAACUAUACUUUACAUGGUUUAAAUUAUCAAUGGUCUGACGGACUAUUUGGCAUGUCGUUAGGUAAAUUCCAAAACGGAGACCGUCCUUUAUACUAUCAUUCUAUGUCGAGUUCCUUAGAGUUUUAUGUAAGCACCUCCGUAAUUAGAGAUCCAACUCGCGUUUCUAAUUCUGUGAGCGAAUUUAAACUCCUUGGGGAAUCUCGUGGUGACGAAGGGCAAGUAUCCGCCGCAGCCGUCGACCGCAACGGUGUAAUGUUCUUUAACCUUAUUUCACAAGACAGUAUCGGGUGUUGGAAUACACUUAGGCCUUACCGAAAAGAGAACUUAUACAUUGUUGCAAAGAACAAUUCAACUUUAGUGUUCCCCAAUGAUUUACGUCUAGACCAUGAGGUUCCUCAAACCGGUUGGAUAAUCACAAAUAGAUUGCCAUUUUAUCAAUUUAACUUGAUUGAUCCAAAUAGAUAUAAUUACAGAGUGUUGUUUUUAGAUCCGGUGGAAGCCUCAAAAUAUAAUAUUUGUGAAACAUCAAACUAAAAUUUACCUUUCAAUUUAAAUGUGAAACCAUAUUAAUUCACAGCAAAUAAUCACAGUUAUCACAACUUUACAUUUUAUUGCGCUAUUUCUUUGUAAUAGUACUUUGUUAUGAUAAUAAAAACAGUUUUACUACAGUAUUUCAUUGUUUUUGUUUUUAUUACACUUUCUAAUACUUUCCUUAAAUGUUGUGUGAAAAUCGCUUUACCUGCACGGGACUUUCUUCAUCAUUUAUCUUUAUACAAGUGAUCGAUGAUAUCCUUAUUUCAGAUUCAUUUAAAGUUUGGUUUGAAAAUGUAGUCGUGACUUUAACUUCACUUUCCUUUUUAUUAUUGAUCAAUCCUAAAGUUACUCUCGAAUUUGUUGCAUUUUUUACUUCAUAAUCGCAACGAGGAUUUUCAUUUCGAGAAAAAGUUACACUUUUCUCACUUGGUUUAUCAUGCACGUCUUUGUUAAGUUGCGGUUCAUUUGUAUUCGAUUUUUCAGAAGAUUUUGUAUCUACGUGUAUUGAUCCAUCUGAUGCCAUAGAGUUGGACCAUUUACGAUAUAUUGAAUCAUUAUCACCAUCGUGAACUUUAUUGCGUGGUGAAGAGCGACCAAUGCUGUUAUCACGACCAAGAUUCAUAGGAAUGUCAUUUUUCUUUUGGAAUAUUUGUGGAUAGUCUCUUAAGUACGAUGCAGUUCUAGCGCUACUACUUCCAACCAAAGGUGGCGUAUCGGCAUUAUCCGGUGGCAUUGCUGUACAGUCCAGAUGACUUUGCUUUAGUUCUGUGAAAAUGGAAUGGGAAUUAAAUGUUUCUGGAUCAUUUGUAUCGGUUCCUUUAUUCGUUAAAAAUGCGCUUAUUCGUAACAUCAUGACACCAAAUUGUUCAAGAAUGCGGUCAGUAUCACGAGGUGCCAUUACUUCUCUUCCUAACCAGUCUUCACAACAAACUGGAGUUAUCAAAUUUUCGUCUAAUUUAAUAGAUUCGAUAUUAUUGAUGUCUUCUUUUAGGUCUUCUGCACUCGUAUCUGUACCGUGACUCAUUCGGGAUGAGUAAUCAGAUUUUAAGUGAAUAGUGUCUGUGUUCGUUACAGCUGGAGAAUGAUUGUAAAAAUCAGAAAUUAAGUUUUUGCGCAACUGGUCUUCUCCUAGUAAGGAUUUAGCACGCCUCCUUCUUAAUGCUAGUUCCAAUCCAUAAUCAUGCUCACUAGUAGGUAAUACUGCAGGAAAGUUUUUGAACACCGAAGUAACUUUUAAUGCAUGAUAAUAGCUGUAUAUCAGCAUCCAUGUGUAGAAGGAAGGCAUUAUAGAAAUUACUUUGAUUACUACAAAUUUAAUACAGGGUGGUCUGGCUGCCCCUAAUAAGACACAUGUUCCUAAACCCAAAGCCAAGCUCGUCAAUUCGCACAACAGCUUCCUUAUAGCUGCCAGAAGAAGCCAAGGCAGUACUAAUGUCGGCCGUUCUUCCAAAAAUACAGGAUACAACAGCACUAUAUAGGAUGCUAGAUAAACGUAGACAGUGAAACACUGUACUAGCAUAACACCCGAGAUCAUAGUCCUCAGUGCGCGCUGCACAGGUAGUGACAGCUCUUCGGGCAUACUCAUCUGCCACACCUGCUUCAAAUUAGCAUUCACUUUGAAGAGAGUCGCAUCAAAUAUAGUUCUCAGGAGCCCGAGGAGCGUCCAAAGACAAACUUCGGAUUGCAACCCCAUCCCAAUAUAAGAUAGAAUAUUUAUCAUGUUCUUGUUUGGAGAGCGGGAUAUUAUCUUUCGAAGGUAGGUAAUAUUUGUUCUAUCCUGGCUAGCUAUAUUUUAGUUUCAUUUUACAGUUAAUUGGAAUGUAUUGUUUGUUUGUAAUGUUUAGGUGGAUUGCCUAUUUUGGAAACUGAAGUCUGG